GUGCCUUCGUUUAAAAGUGUUUGUGCCUUCGUUCGUCAUAAAUACAGGUUAAAAUGUCUACCGAAAUGGAGAAAUUAAAAAAGUUACGUGUUAUACGCUCACAGUGCAAAGGAACCAUUACAAGAAUCGACAGUUUUGUCAAGGAUCCCGUAGCUUUGGCAGCCGCCAGCGCCGAUAUAUUAGAGGCGCGUAAAGAGAAGCUUAUUUCCACCUUAAAAGAUUACGAAAAGGUGCAAAUGGACAUCCUAAGCAUUGAUGAAGGCGACGGUGAGCAGGUGGGAGAUAUUGAAGAGAAAUACUAUUCCAUAUUAGCAAAAAUAAAUAGUUCUCUUAAAAUGUUAAACUCAAAAGUGACUUCGGAGUGCCACAACGCAUCCACAUGUAAGUUACCCACAAUUGAAAUACCCUUUUACGACGGAAAGGAUUUCACUAAAUUUAAACCCUUUUUCGACUUAUUUACUGCUGUCAUUGAUCGGAAUACCUCGCUGUCUGAUGUGCAAAAGCUUUUUUAUUUGAGAAAGUACCUACAGGACGAUGCGUUGGCGGUUAUUCUGAAUUUGCCGUUGGUAAAUGAGUCAUAUAAAGAAGCAAUACAAUUAUUAAAAAAGAGAUUUGACAACAAGGCUAGAUUAGUUGCAAAUCAUAUAGGCAUAUUGUUAGAUAUUUCUAAUAUACAAAAGGGCACAGCGGCUUCCAUACGAACAUUUGUUUCACAAAUAAAUCAACAGAUGCAUGCAUUAAAAAAUUUAGAUGAACCCGUUGAUAAAUGGGACAUGCUUUUGAUAUCAAUUUUGACUCGAAAGUUAGAUCAAUUCACACACCGGGCAUACCAAUUAGACCGGGACUCAGACACCAUGCCUACGAUGGCUGGUUUCAUUGAAUAUUUAGAAAAGCGUGCUAUAGCGCUCGAAGAUAGUCAUCAAAAUAAACAUAGUACCUACUAUGAUGGUGCUAACAAACAUGUUAAUAAUAAAAGUACUUGCUAUGAAGGUACUCAUAAAUCAAUACCUAAGGUUACAAACGUGGUAUCGAAGUCGUUGCCGCCCUGUAGGUAUUGUGAUAAUAAAGACCAUCAGAUAUAUAACUGUCCCAUAUUUAAAAUUUUGCCUAUCGCUCAGAGGCAAUCUUAUGUAAAUGAAAAGCACAUGUGUAAUGUAUGCCUUAAUAACCAUGAUGGUAAAUGUAAAUUUACUUUUAAAUGUAAAAUGUGUAAACAGGGCCACAACACAUUGCUGCAUCAGGAGCGCAAUGUGCAUGUGGACAAGCCCAGGACAAAUAAUGAUGACAGUCAGCAGCCACUAUCAUCCGAUGCUGGUGAGUUUGACAUUGCUGUUAAUACUAUUUUAAAUUGUGUGUCCGAUAGUGGUGUUUUGCUGCCAACCAUAAAGGUUAAAUUAAUAACUAAAAAUAAUGAAGAGGUGACAUGCAAGGCAUUACUGGAUACUGCAUCUCAAGGCAGUUUUAUACGUUCAGAUUUAGUAAGCAGGCUUGGCUUAAAACCGAUGAUGGAACCAAACAAUAUUAUUGGUUUCCGUAAACAACUAUGUAAAGUGAAUGAGUAUGUAAUUUUGACUCUUCAGUCUUGUAAAAAUAAUGUUAAAAUAAUAUUAAAAUGUCAUAUUAGUGAUGAAAUUACUUCCAAACUGCCUCAAAGAACAUUAGAUGUAUCUAAAUAUCAUAUCCCAAAAAAUAUAACUUUAGCUGAUGACACAUUUUACAUAACAAAUGAUAUCCCUCUGUUGCUUGCAGCAAACAUCUAUUUUGCUAUAUUGUUACAGGGCUGCAUUAAAACUGAAAAUGGACCAGUAUUUCAGAAUACCAUGUUAGGAUAUGUUGUCGGAGGAAGUAUCCCCGAGCAAGGACACCACUGCGUGUUCAAUCCUUCCAGUCGAACCUCACCUCAUCGUGUGGUCUUUGAUGGAUCGAUGAGAUCUAGAAAUGGGACAUCGCUGAAUCAAGUCAUGCUGAACGGACCUGUUGUACAGAGUGAGCUCUUUGAUAUCCUUAUUUUAUUCAGGACUUAUCCCUUUAUUUUAACUUGUGACAUUCAAAAAAUGUUUCGCAAUGUUUUUAUUAAUGAACAUCAACGCGGACUUCAAAACAUUUUAUGGCGCGAAUCGCCCAAAGACCCUAUCAACUGCUUGCAGCUUCAAACUGUUACGUACGGUUUAAAAUCGAGUACAUUUUUAGCUACAAGAGCUCUAAAUGAGCUAGCAAAUAUGCAUAAGGAUCAAUUUCCUUUGGCCGCUCAGGCUAUUUACAAAAAUACAUUUGUUGAUGAUGUGCUGACUGGCGCUGAUGAUGUAGAGACACUUCAAGAGCUGAAAAGGCAAAUUGUAGAGCUUUUGGAGUUAGGUAGUUUCUCGUUACAUAAAUGGUGCUCGAACCAUGCUCCAAUUUUAAGCGAUAUACCAGUUGAGCACAGACAAAUUGAUAGUGUAGAGAUAGGUCAAAACGACACCGUGAAGACAUUAGGUCUCACACUCGAAAUAAACUCAGAUAAAUUGAGUUUCUCUUGUCCUGCACAUGAUGAGGCAACAAUACUGAAUACAAAAAGAAAAAUUCUCAGCUAUAUAGGGAAAAUGUUUGACCCACUUGGUUUAAUUGGCCCAGUAAUUGUGGUGGCCAAACUAUUCAUGCAAGAACUCCAUAGCUCUAUGCGUAAAGAUUGGGACUCUACAAUCCCAAAUGAAAAGUUCCUAUACUGGUCAAACUUUUUAAAUAAUUUAAAACAAAUGGGUCAAAUAAAAAUAGAUAGAUGUGUAAAUUUUAAAUUAGUAUCACAUGUAGAGCUAGUAGGGUAUGCCGAUGCAUCUCUUAAAGCUUUCGGGAGCUGUCUCUACCUAAGAGUUUUUAUGACUGAUGGCUCGGUUCAAGUGAACUUAUUGUGUUCCAAAUCCCGUGUGUCCCCACUUUCUAAAUCUCACACCAUACCUCAAUUGGAGCUUUCUGCUGCUCUACUUUUAGCGCAAUUGGCAAGUAGAGUCAGUAAGAUUUUAAAAGAUAGAGUUCCUCAUAAAAUGUAUCUUUAUAGUGAUUCCCAAAUCGUAUUGUGGUGGAUCAAAACAGAGGCAGUAAAAAGUACUAUAUAUGUAAAAAAUAGAGUCAAACAAAUAGUAGAGCUUACUGAAAACUCGCAAUGGCUGUAUGUUAGGUCAAAAGAUAAUCCUGCCGACUUAUUAUCAAGGGGAGUUGAACCACAUAAGCUGCAGGAGUGUGAUUUAUGGUGGCAUGGUUCGCCAAGUCUUUGUGAUGUAAAUUAUACACAUACAAACUUAGAAGAAUUUAAUUAUGACGAUAUCAUGACACAUGUAGACUCGCAUGGUGCUUCAUUGGAUGCGUCUUCUAACGAUGUAGAGGGAAUUUUGUGCCAUACCACAAAUGUAGAGCCUCUAGAUUUAUUAAAAAAAUAUUCUAACUUGAAUAAACUUCAAAGAGUAAUAGGCUUUAUUUAUAGAUUUUACAAUAACUGCUUGAACAAAGACAACAAAAUAACAAGUAGAAAUUUAACUUCUAGGGAAUUGCGUGACUCUAUGUUGAAGAUAGUACGUUGUACACAGGCAGAGCAUUUUAGUAAAGAAUUAGUCCUGCUCUCAAAAAAUAAGCCUGUGACAAUUAGUGAUCAAUUAGCAUUUCUAGAUAAAAACGGUGUAAUUAGAGCCGUGGGGAGACUGCAAAAUGCAGAGAACCUGUCUUAUGACAAGCGGCAUCCGACUAUACUUCCAAAAAACUCCUUUAUUACCGAUCUCAUUAUAGAACGAGAGCACUUAAGACUUAUGCAUGCAGGCGCUAGGCUAGUAUUAGGCUCUCUAUCUCAGAGACAUCAUCUUGUGAAUGGUAUACGAGAGGUAAAAAAGGUGGUGCAUAAAUGUAUAAAAUGUAUACGUAUGAAAGCGGAAGCAGCAAAGCAGUUGAUGGGAGAUCUUCCUAAAGAAAGAAUCACUCAGAGCAGGCCCUUUCAGCAUGUAGGAAUUGAUUUCUGCGGUCCGUUUAACGUAAAGGUUUCUCGCAUUAGAAAACCUAUUAUUACAAAAGGCUACAUCGCGCUUUUUGUUUGCUUUGCUGUAAAAGCGAUACACUUAGAACUUGUUUCUGAUCUCACGGCUGAAACUUUCUUAGCAUGUCUUAAACGAUUUAUUUCUCGGCGUGGCAUGCCCACAAACAUAUUUUGUGACAAUGCAAAAACCUUCAAGGGUGCUUCUAAUACAUUAAAAGAUUUGUAUGACCUAUUUUCCUCCAAAGAUUGUAGAGACUCUGUCAACAAAUAUUGCUCAAAUAACUAUAUAACAUUUAAUUGGAUACCGAGUUAUUCUCCAACGUUUGGAGGAAUUUGGGAAAGUGGCGUCAAAAGUGUAAAACACCACUUUAAAAGAAUAGUAGGCAAUCUAUGUUUGACCUACGAACAACUAAACACUGUAAUCAUAGAGAUUGAAGGCAUUUUGAACAGUAGACCUAUACUAUCUGCUAUUUCUAAUGAUUGUGAUUAUAUAACUCCUGGACACUUCAUUUGUGGCGCAGCCUUGACUGCUUAUCCGGAAAUCGAUCUCACUGAAACCUCAGUAAAUCGGGUUCCAUUUUGGAAAAUGUGCACUAAGCUUAAGCAAGACUUUUGGAAAACCUGGUCUCAAAGUUAUUUGAGUCAGCUCCAAAGCCGCCCCAAAUGGAAAUACCAGCAAACUAAUUUAAAGGAAGGUGAUUUGGUAAUUGUAAAGGAUAUGAACACCUCUCCAUUAAAUUGGCCAAUGGCUCGAAUAGUAAAAACGUUCCCUGGUAGGGACGGAUUAGUAAGGGUAGCUGAUGUUAAAAUUAAUAAUAAGAUAUUUCGUAGAGCCAUAACUAAAUUAUGUCCUUUACCUGUAAUGUAGUAUUAAUAACUUGUCUUAUGUUUAGGUUUCUAUUGGCGGGUCCACUCUUUACCUGUAUGUAAUAUUGCCUGGCCCCAACUAUGUUUAAUACAAAACAUAUAGAGUGUAAACUUAGCUUAAGUAUUUUUAGUAUAUAGCAACACAUUUGUAGUUGCCUUAAAAAUU
Messenger RNA from Cydia amplana, 5030 nucleotides. RefSeq lists its product as uncharacterized. NCBI's taxonomy places the organism in Eukaryota, Metazoa, Arthropoda, Insecta, Lepidoptera, Tortricidae. The transcript has 2 exons. The coding region runs from base 54 to 4865 and encodes 1603 amino acids. Gene Ontology annotation, biological process: DNA integration. Gene Ontology annotation, molecular function: nucleic acid binding. The record is from RefSeq and is a predicted model, not a curated record.